AUGGCGCUCCUCCCUUGCAUUGCCAUCGCUGUGCUGCUCUCUUCCUCGCUGGCGGCGGCGGUGACGGGGCCGCCGGGCACGAUCGAGCGCAUCACCAAGCAGCAGAUCCUGGCGAGCAUCCCGCCGGGCGGCCACGGCGCCGGCGCCGGCGACGUCCACCCUCCCGUGCUGUUCCUCACGUCGCCGGCCGGUAAGUACGAGGCGUACUUCGUGCGUUCCCACACCGUGCCUGGCGCUGGCGGGCUGGGCGCCGACUUCUGCUACGUGGAGGUGGUCGCCACCAAGGCCGGCGAGGCGGCCGCCGGGGUGAGCGUGUGGGAGUCGGAGUGCCGGCCGGUGAGCACGGUGAACACGUGCACGCUGCUCUUCUCGUGGCAUGGGCUGGAGGUGUUCGACGGCAGCACGGAGGUGUGGCACGGCGAGACCAACACCGACGGCACCAACUUCUUGCAGAGGCUCGAGCUCGUCGACGACGGCGACAUGCGCAUCCGCGACAAGGACGGCGAGCUCGCGUGGCGCGCCAGCGACGAGCCCCGCCACGCGCAGCACUGCGGUGCGCCGGGCUCCCCCGGCCUCGCCACCGCGUUCCCGCCCUUCGCCGAGCCCAUCGGCGCCCACAGCAGCGACCUCCCCUUCGGGCUGUUCCCCGGAGGCAACGGACGCGCCGCCCAGCUGCCGCAGGCGGCGGAUGCCGCCAGCGGAGUCGCCGGGGGGGCGCUGGGCGGCGCCGGAGCAGUUGCUCCAUUGCCGGGAGCCACGGUCGGCGACGCGGCGGUCGCGCCAUUGCCGGGAGCCGUCGGCGGCGACGCAGCGCUCGCACCAGUGCCGGGCGACAUGAGCGGCGACGCGGCUCUUGCACCAUUGCCUGGGGCCCUGGGCGGCGUCGACCCGGCGCUCGCGCCAUUGCCGGGGGACAUAAGUGAUCCUACUGUUGCUGGCGCCGCCGCUGGGGUGGUGGGUGCUGCCGGCACCGGCGCCGGCGCCGUCGCGGCGACGACGGGGGCGUUCGGCAGCCAGCCACUGGUGGACAACAGCCCCUACGACAGCGGGGCGUGGAAGAUCGACGGCCACCUCGCCGCCAUUGUCGUCGCUCUGUUCGUCGGCGCAAUCUGAGGCUUGAGAUGCUCCAUGGGAAUUAAUUUGAGCUUUGAGGAGGGCAAGCAUGCAUAUUGGCAUCUUAUUUGGGUAAUUAAUCGGUGUGCGUUUUAAUUUUUUUUUCUGUAUGGGUUGUAACUUGAUCGUCCAAUUUAGUGUUUUCAUCUGGGGUUAAUCAAUCGCAAAAAAAUUGUAAUCAAAUAUACUUGUUCGAAUUUUAUUUCAUCAAUGG
Oryza brachyantha (malo sina) is the source of this 1327-nucleotide messenger RNA. RefSeq lists its product as uncharacterized. The transcript has a single exon. The record is from RefSeq and is a predicted model, not a curated record. NCBI's taxonomy places the organism in Eukaryota, Viridiplantae, Streptophyta, Magnoliopsida, Poales, Poaceae. Bases 1 to 1113 code for a protein of 370 amino acids.